Messenger RNA from Trichoderma virens Gv29-8, 1342 nucleotides. RefSeq lists its product as uncharacterized. The transcript is spliced from 3 exons. The coding region runs from base 686 to 1342 and encodes 218 amino acids. The record is from RefSeq and is a predicted model, not a curated record. Lineage: Eukaryota; Fungi; Ascomycota; Sordariomycetes; Hypocreales; Hypocreaceae.
CUCUCGGUCUCGGCUACGACAGACACGGCGUAGGGAUACUACAUGUACGUACAAAUCCAGCUGGCAUUGUUCUGUGUCUGUGGUUUUUGCAGCCAGCGGAAUUAAUUACUCAGCCCUCUCUGCGUCUCGAAUUUUCUUCUCCUCUUCUCCCGUCCUAAGCCCUCUUGCCACACAAAAGACGUCGCCUGCUCGACAGCUCUUCUCUCCUCUUUGGGCACCUUCGUCUUCGUUGGGCCAGUUCGCUGCUCGUUAGGCUAGCCUGCAUAGGCUCCUCGAUCCCGCAUUCGAGCCACGACAGCUGGUCACCCACCUGCCGUCUCCUCAUUCGACCCCCAGGACACGCUCGUCGUGCUGCAGCUGCCCUUUGGCUUUCCCCACGCUUCGGUCCCGGACCUUGAGAUCUUGUCCCUCCCAAAGGCCCUCUUCUGGUCCCCUCCGGAAAGCUUCAUCCUGGGCCUGACGCCGCCAGAGCUGCUUCGUGCUUGUGCUGUGCUUGUGCUUGUGCUUGCAGGAUACAUCCCAACUCACCGGCGAGACAGCGUCAGCCUUCUGAUCUAGCACAGCCGCUGCUUCUGCUGGCAUUUCCUCUAUUCCCUUUACCGCUUGGCGUGAGUCUAUCGUUGCUUCUGCUUGUCUUAUCCUUUCCUCAACCAGAGAUACCAAGGUGCGCAAGUCCUUCAUCAGGAUGGAUCCGGACUGCGCCAUAUGCCAUGCUCCGGCCUCGAUGGCCUGUGACUGCGAGGCAAAGGGCCUCGAAGUGGCCGUUAAGCAGGCCGAGGAACGCAUGAUGCGAUCCAUAUAUAGCGACAUACGUUCGUGGGUAAGGGGCCAUGCUCAGGAUUAUAUUCUUGAGUAUUUCCGUCAACUUGCCGAGCGACGAAAGACGGCCCACUCGGCUCAUCUCGACCACAUCACCGCCCACGCAUUCUACCAUUACAAUGCGCCGCCACAUCCAAACCAGAUUGCUGAGGCUCAGGCCACUCUGAAGCGAGGCAUCGAUGAGGAUUGGCAGGCCAGCGUACAACGUUAUCCCGAGGUCCUCGAAUACUUCUACAGCCUCAUCGAACUUACCCUUCCCGCCGACGACGAGGCUGCCGUAAAGAACCCUCCCUUGACUGCUCCUCCUCCUCGAAAGCCGAGCCGUCGAGCCGGCUCAAUCAGCGCCAGCGCUGGUUCCGCUCCUCCUCCAGCCAUUGCUCCUCCAUCAUCUUUCCAUGAUCGUGAUGCCCUCAUGGAGCGUCGUACCCCUGCGCCGCCUGCGACGCCACGAGACCGAAGGACAUUCAGGCCACCACCUCCCCAGCACCACCCAUCUUCAUCAUAUUACGCACCAUUUGGAUAA